UUUGUUAGUUAACCGGUAUAUUUCCGAGAAUCGUGCGGUAUAUUUGAUCGACAGGCCCGCGGUCACACUGCUGCACAGGCAAAGUUAAAAUUCACGUUCAAUACGUUUCCACCACUGUUGUUAAGGGUUUGUUCGAAAGCUCCGUGCGCUAGCUUCAAUUUUGUCGUAAGCCAAUCAAAAAAAAUCAACUGAAAAUGUUCGUGUCGACAGUCUCUCGCAUUGCCCCCGUUGCCAGGAGCGCCCUCCUCGCCAACUCCAAGCAGUACUUGCGGCCAUUGAGCAGCGCUGUCAUCAGCCAGAGCCAGACCUUUGCCGCUCAGAACACAACCCCAGUUGCAUUACUGCCACAAAUCAGGUCAUUCCAGACCUCGCCCGUCACCCGUGACAUUGAUUCGGCUGCCAAAUUCAUUGGUGCUGGUGCUGCAACAGUCGGUGUCGCUGGAUCCGGUGCUGGUAUCGGAACAGUAUUCGGUUCCCUCAUCAUUGGUUAUGCCAGGAACCCAUCGUUGAAACAGCAGCUGUUCUCCUACGCCAUUCUGGGCUUUGCCCUGUCUGAGGCCAUGGGUCUGUUCUGUCUUAUGAUGGCUUUCCUGCUGCUCUUCGCCUUCUAAGCGCGCAUCGAUCGAAUGCUCGUCCUUGUUUCCUGCAAUCGUGCGUGUGUGUGUGUAUGCUCGGCUGAGGGCAGACGCGGGCAUCCGAGCGGUGGCAGAGGGGAAGUAACCAACAACCAACCAACAACACCAUCGUUCGUUUCUUCGAUUAUUAAUGAUAAAAAUGAUUGAUUGAUUGAUAGCAACAAGAACAUCCUGUACAACUAUCUAAUUAUAAAAUAACAACAACAACCACAACCACAUAAUAUAUGUAAUUUUGUUUUUAAAAAACAUCCGAAACGUAGUAAUCGCCUAAGUAGUAACAUCAUCGACAAGGAGAAGAACACACUUUGAGUUAAGUUUAAAACGAUAUCAGCAAGCGGAGUGCUAAUAAACAAUCCUAGAAGAACACAACACUGCGAGAAUGCAUUACAGAGAGAGAUCGGAGGAUGGAAUCAAAGACUAGACACAUUCACGAUCGAUAUUGUAUAACGAAAUGUAUAACGAACAGCUGAAUCUGUAUAAAUUAAAAUUCGAUUUUAAUUGAA
Drosophila guanche is the source of this 1138-nucleotide messenger RNA. It is a transcript of the gene ATPsynC, whose product is annotated as ATP synthase lipid-binding protein, mitochondrial. The record is from RefSeq and is a predicted model, not a curated record. Gene Ontology annotation, biological process: proton transmembrane transport; proton motive force-driven ATP synthesis. The transcript is spliced from 4 exons. The coding region runs from base 195 to 611 and encodes 138 amino acids. Gene Ontology annotation, molecular function: proton transmembrane transporter activity. NCBI's taxonomy places the organism in Eukaryota, Metazoa, Arthropoda, Insecta, Diptera, Drosophilidae.